This is a messenger RNA of Colletotrichum graminicola M1.001, 546 nucleotides long. RefSeq lists its product as uncharacterized. The transcript is spliced from 2 exons. Gene Ontology annotation, biological process: endosome organization. The coding region runs from base 1 to 546 and encodes 181 amino acids. Lineage: Eukaryota; Fungi; Ascomycota; Sordariomycetes; Glomerellales; Glomerellaceae. The record is from RefSeq and is a predicted model, not a curated record. Gene Ontology annotation, cellular component: BLOC-1 complex.
AUGUCCACCACCCAGGUCAAUGCAGUGCCGGACACGCAGCUUGGGCUGAGCUACGAGGAGAUACAGCUGCUGCGCCAGGGACAGGCGGCCCUGGCCCAGGGAGCCGGCGGCGGCGGCGGCGGGAUCCAGCUCGGCCUCCUCCUCCUCGACAGCACCUCUCUGGCGGCCCUCGGCCGGUACUUUGACCGCGUCAUGGGCCAGAUCGAGCAGCAGAUCGUCUACCUCAGCGAGCAGAGCCAGAUGUUCACAAUGGCCCAGUUCGACCGCGCCGGCAACCUCGUCGAGGGCGCCGACGCCGAGAUCGCCCGCUACCACGACCUCCUCCGCCAGCUCGACGAGCUCGAGCUCGACUUUGACCGCAUCCGCCACAUCAAGGACAUCGUCCGCGGCUACCGCUCGCGCGUCGAGGACAUGGAGCGCGAGCUCGCCGCCUCUGCCUCCUCCUCCUCCUCCUCGUCGCGACACAGGGAGGGUCAUCGCUCGUCGCACAGGCACAGCCAUUCCCACCGCCACGGCCACGAGAGCUCCCGCCGGCACCGACACUGA